Molecule: messenger RNA, 879 nt
Organism: Dendronephthya gigantea
Lineage: Eukaryota; Metazoa; Cnidaria; Anthozoa; Malacalcyonacea; Nephtheidae
Product: sacsin-like
Exons: 1
Molecular function (GO): Hsp70 protein binding
Source: RefSeq, a predicted model, not a curated record
AUGUCUUUUUUGAACUCAGACGCAUUAUUCACCCUGGAGAAACUUUACACCGAUCUUGGCGUCAGAGGUGGUCAAAACGUUACCCAGUUUUACGUGAAGUAUGUUUUCGAAAACUUCACCAUUUUUACGAGGGAAAGUCAAAUGAAGCAUUUGCAGUACAUCAAAGACAGCAUUUUCCCGUCACUUCCUCAAGGUGGAUCAAAUGAAAAAAGCGUGUUUCUAACGAGUUUUAAAAAAACUCCUUGUAUUCCUGACGAAAACGGCAAACUGCACGUUGCAGCUGACUUCUUCGACCCAUCUAACGAGCUGUUCAAAGUAAUGUUUGCAGACGAUCUCAAGAAAUUUCCUCCGCCACCGUUCGAUGAUUCAACUUGGUUACAAUUAUUGCGUGACAUUGGAUUGCAAGUUGAGGUCACACCCCAGUUGUUUCUCCGAUUUUGCGAGACGGUUUCCGAGAAAGGAAAGCGUUUAUCCACCAUUCAACAAAGCCGCGUACAAUCCAAAGAGCUAGUAAAGUGCCUAUUUUCGAGCAUUGCCUUCGAAGAUGAAAAAUUUCUCUACGAGGUAUCACAAAUCAAGUUCGUUGCCGCUGCGAAAGCGGAGGAGAAACUUACCUCAAUUCAUGAGCAGUAUCAGUGUCAACCUAACAACUAUACACCGUUUAUUGAAUUCCGUGAUGCAGUGCCGUGGAAUCUCAGAUUUACAUCAUGGUCGACUGUUCCUAUUCUCCCAGAGUGGGCACAUCUAAACGAUAUAGUCAAACUAAAAAAACUAGGGGUUGCCUGCUCCGGACCGCAAUAUAACAAAGUAAUCGAUCAUCUGCAAAACAUCGUCAGUUCAUCUUCUAUAGAGUCUGUUGAUGGUGAUCUGUUGAAAGAA